GGCGGGGAAAAGAUUGACAGUUAUGAAAAUAACCAAACUUGCUUGUCACUUUAGAAGGAAAUAAGAAAAAAAUGAGUAAAGAGUUUAAAUUAAGCGCUACCCUCUACGGGCACUCCCUGGAUGUUCGUUCUGUUAAAGUUACCCCCAAUAAUGACAUUAUAAGUGGUUCAAGGGAUAAAACAGCAAAAUUAUGGAGACCGAAUAGUUUAAACGGAUCGUAUAAUGAAGUGAUGACCUAUAGAGAACAAAAGAAUUUUGUGGGAGCUGUUUUGUACCUAGAUCCUGUGCCUAAUUUUCCUGACGGGCUGAUUGUUACAGGUGGAUAUGAUAACAUUAUUCUUAUUUAUAAACCAUCAGAGCCUUUUGCUACCUAUACACUUAAAGAGCAUACAGGAACAGUCAGUUGUUUAUCAAAAGGCAACGAAACUGGAACUUUCUUUAGUGGUUCAUGGGAUAGUUCGGCUAAAUAUUGGAUUAUAUCAUCAAUUAAUAAAUCCACAGUUACAUUUAAUGGUCACAAUGCUGCCAUUUGGUCAGCCAUACAAAUUAGUGAUGGUAGAGUAUUGACAGCUUCAGCUGAUAAAACUGUAGGAGUUUGGACACCUACAGGACAAAAUAUCAAUUUUUUGAUAGGACAUUCAGAUUGUGUUAGAGGGAUUUUGGAUUUACCAGAGUUGAAUUACUUUAUUAGUGUUUCCAAUGAUGCCUCUAUAAAAGUUUGGUCUUACACAGGGGAAAAUGUUGACACUUAUUAUGGGCACACCAAUUACAUUUAUAGCAUAGCACGUUGCAAAAGUGGCGGCGACAAUUGCUUUGUCACUUCGGACGAAGAUCGCACGGUGCGCUACUGGCAGGACGGGCAAAACACGCAGACGUUCAGUUUGCCUGCGCAGUCGGUGUGGUCGGUGGACUGCAUGACAAACGGCGACGUGGUGACCGGCUCCAGCGACGGGCAGGUCAGGAUUUUCACCCAAAACGAAGACAGAAUGGCCGAGGAGUCGGCGUUGACUAAGUUUAACGAAGAAGUUCUCGCGCUCACUCAACAGAGCACCCAAGAGAUUGGUGGAGUUAAGGUGACGGAUUUGCCAGGCAGAGAGGCCCUCUUUGAUCACGGAAAGAAACCGGGGCAAAUGAAAAUGAUCCGGGAAGGUGGCGGCGUGGUUGCCUACACUUGGGUUGAAGAUGGGGAUAAUAGUCAUUGGGAGAAAGUGGGGGAUGUUUUGGGAGGUACAGACAAAGAUUCUAGCGGCAAAACCGUAUUCGAAGGAAAGUCUUAUGAUUUUGUGUUUAGCGUUGAUGUGGAGGAUGGGAAACCCGCUUUAAAACUUCCAUAUAAUAAAGGUGAAGAUGUUUAUCAAGUAGCUAAUGAGUUUUUGACGAAAAAUAUGCUUCCACCUACAUAUCUUGAACAGAUUGUUGAUUUUAUUUUAACAAACAGUAAGGAUAAGUAUGCCCCACCAACAACAAAUUAUGUGGAUCCUUUCACAGGAGCAAGCAGAUACACUCCACAGGGUGAUUUAAACAACAGAGGAGUAGCUGAUGGGUUUAAUUUGGAUCCUUUUACAGGUGGCAGCAGUUAUACCACUUCUCAAGGUGGUAAUUCGCAAACGAGCUUGGCCAACUCUGGAGCUAAUACUGAUCCCUUUACGGGUGGUUCAAGUUACACUACCGUCACGCAAGCGCAGAACAAAUCGGGAGAAUGCGAACGUUUUUUUCCUCUCAGUGCUUACAGGACUUUUGAUAUAGGCAACCCGCAGAUUGUGUUGAACAAAUUAAAGGAGUUCAAUGAAGAAGCAAAAGGGCACAAUACAUUUUUGGAUGAAAAACAAUUGGAAAGAUUAGUAGACUUGUGUGAUGGCCCACCUGCAGACCCCAAUUCUUUAGAACUUUUAUUUAAACUUUUGGAUUGGCCUGAUGACUACCUUUUCCCAGUUUUGGAUGUUAUCAGACUAGCUGUGAGGCACAAACAAAUUAAUGAAAUAAUAUCAUCAGCAAAUAGGAGUACAUUAAUAGAUAAGCUUAAAUAUUGCAUAAGUGAUAAUUGUAGGGUUGCAAACAAUACAAUAGUUGCCUUAAGAGUUUUAAGCAACUUACUAUGUCACGACCAAGGAGAAAAUUUAAUCUACAAAAACCAUAUGGAUAUAUUGGAAAAUAUAACUUCUUUGGCACAGCAAAAUAAAAACGGACAGGUUGCCUUGUCAACUUUAUUACUAAAUAUGGUGAUUAUGGCAAUAAAGAAAAAUGAUUACAUGGGAAUUUCAAUAUUAGCAGAAGUUAUACCAGAUAUAUCAACCAAAUUAAAUGAUCCAGAAUCGCAAUUCCGGCUGUAUGUAGCCUUGGGUACUUUACUUUUAUCAGAAUAUGGUUCAAAGAAAGAAAUAAAGUUAAAAAUAAGCAGCUCGGAUAAUUUUAUGUCCAUCAUGAAAUCUCAUUCAUCAAUGAGUUCAAAUGAAUUGGAAACAAAAAGAAUGAAGUGUGUCAAGCAAAUACAAGAUAUUCUGUAAUAUUUUUAAUAAGUAAUAUUAAUUUAAGAUUUUGUAAUAUAUAUGAAUCUAAAAGUAAAGUAAUAAAAUAAUUUUCUGUUUGUA
This is a messenger RNA of Brassicogethes aeneus, 2588 nucleotides long. The record is from the annotation of a GenBank genome assembly. NCBI's taxonomy places the organism in Eukaryota, Metazoa, Arthropoda, Insecta, Coleoptera, Nitidulidae.